Messenger RNA from Ochotona curzoniae (black-lipped pika), 2153 nucleotides. It is a transcript of the gene NOP56, whose product is annotated as NOP56 ribonucleoprotein. The record is from RefSeq and is a predicted model, not a curated record. Gene Ontology annotation, cellular component: box C/D methylation guide snoRNP complex; small-subunit processome. Gene Ontology annotation, molecular function: snoRNA binding. The transcript has 12 exons. NCBI's taxonomy places the organism in Eukaryota, Metazoa, Chordata, Mammalia, Lagomorpha, Ochotonidae. Bases 72 to 1508 code for a protein of 478 amino acids.
GCCUCGGGAGCCCGGUUCUGCGCGCCAGAGCGCGCCUAGCCGCAUUGCGAGCCGGGCGAGGAGCGGACGCCAUGGUGCUCCUGCACGUGCUGUUCGAGCACGCGGUCGGAUACGCGCUUCUGGCGCUGAAGGAAGUGGAGGAGAUCAGCCUGCUGCUGCCGCAGGUGGAGGAGUGUGUGCUCAACCUGGGCAAGUUCCAUAACAUCGUCCGUCUCGUGGCCUUCAAUCCCUUUUCCUCGUCCCAGGUUGCCUUGGAAAAUGCAAAUGCGGUGUCCGAAGGCGUCGUUCACGAGGACCUCCGCCUGCUACUGGAGACACAUCUGCCGUCCAAGAAGAAGAAGGUGCUCCUGGGAGUGGGGGACCCCAAGAUCGGUGCUGCUAUCCAAGAGGAACUGGGCUACAACUGCCAGACCGGAGGAGUCAUAGCCGAGAUCCUGCGAGGAGUUCGUCUACAUUUCCAUAAUCUGGUGAAGGGUCUGACUGAUGUGUCGGCAUGUAAAGCCCAGCUGGGGCUGGGACACAGCUAUUCUCGUGCCAAAGUGAAGUUCAAUGUGAACCGGGUGGACAACAUGAUCAUCCAGUCUAUCAGCCUUCUGGACCAGCUGGACAAAGACAUCAACACCUUCUCCAUGCGUGUCAGGGAGUGGUAUGGCUAUCACUUCCCGGAGCUGGUGAAGAUCAUCAAUGACAACGCCACCUACUGCCGCCUCGCCCAGUUCAUCGGGAACCGAAGGGAAUUGAAUGAGGACAAGCUGGAAAAGCUGGAGGAGCUAACGAUGGAUGGAGCCAAAGCUAAGGCCAUCCUGGAUGCCUCGCGGUCGUCCAUGGGCAUGGACAUCUCUGCCAUUGACUUGAUCAACAUUGAGAGCUUCUCCAGCCGCGUGGUGUCGCUGUCGGAGUACCGCCAGAGCCUCCACACGUACCUGCGCUCCAAGAUGAGCCAGGUCGCCCCCAGUCUGUCAGCACUCAUCGGAGAAGCGGUGGGUGCACGUCUCAUUGCUCACGCUGGCAGCCUCACCAACCUGGCCAAGUACCCAGCAUCCACAGUGCAGAUCCUUGGGGCUGAAAAGGCCCUGUUCAGAGCCCUGAAGACAAGGGGUAACACACCAAAAUAUGGACUUAUUUUCCACUCCACCUUCAUUGGCCGAGCAGCUGCCAAGAACAAAGGCCGCAUCUCCCGCUACCUGGCCAACAAAUGCAGUAUUGCCUCGCGAAUCGAUUGCUUCUCUGAGGUACCCACAAGUGUAUUUGGGGAGAAACUUCGAGAACAAGUUGAGGAGCGACUAUCCUUUUACGAGACUGGGGAAAUUCCACGCAAGAAUCUGGAUGUCAUGAAGGAAGCCAUGGUUCAGGCGGAGGAGGCAGCCGCAGAGAUCACCCGCAAGCUGGAGAAGCAGGAGAAGAAACGCCUGAAGAAGGAGAAGAAGCGCCUGGCAGCACUGGCGCUGGCAUCUCCGGAGACCAGCAGCAGCACCCCAGAGGAGUGCGAGGAAGGAGAUAGGUGCUGAGAGAACUUGCUCAAGAGCCCAGAGAGCUGGUUGUAGCACACGCCCGUCCCCUGGGCACGUGGGCUCUGUCCUCGGCUGCCUCCCAGGAGUCCUCAACCGGGGGUAGUGUAAACUCUGCUCUUGUUCUCAGGCGUGUGUCCGGAGGCGGUAGUGUCUCACAGUGGGGCUGGGGGCAGGGAGGUCUCCAGGUGCCAAGCCAGUUUCCCCCCAGUCCCUCUGGGUUCUCUUCACCUAGCAAGGGGGUUUGUGCUUAGGGUCCCCUCUGGGACUGACCUGAACAGCAUGGUGGGCUUUUCUGCAGGCCAUUAAUGGGCUGAAAUACUUUCUCCAGAAUUUCUAGCGGGGAAUAAUGUUGGAUGGACUUCCAAAUGUAUACCCGCACAACUAACAUCCCUUCCCCAGGAAUAUUGGGCUGUUGUAAGGGAAUUUGGCCAGUUUUUCUGCCCUGUGGCUGUGAUGGCUGGGACUUUCCUAUGGGGGGGUGUGUGUGUAUGCGAGCACCACAGGUGACACCUUUCCCUAAGACUGGGCUCCCCCAUCUUACCCUUUAGGAGGUGCAUGAAAAACCCAAAAAGAAGAAAAAGCAAAAGGCCCAGGAGGUUCCUCAGGAGAAUGGAAUGGAAGAGCCAGCGGUCUCUUCCUCCA